This is a messenger RNA of Cheilinus undulatus (humphead wrasse), 2117 nucleotides long. RefSeq names its product glycine-rich cell wall structural protein 2. The coding region runs from base 13 to 1995 and encodes 660 amino acids. The record is from RefSeq and is a predicted model, not a curated record. The transcript has 22 exons. NCBI's taxonomy places the organism in Eukaryota, Metazoa, Chordata, Actinopteri, Labriformes, Labridae.
UGGGGGAGAGUGAUGCCAGCCAGAAGUGUUGGCAUUGGAGUAAAGCCUGGAGGUACAGGAGCCCUUGGAGCACUUGGAAACAGAUAUGGCAGCAAAGCAAUGAAGGCUGGACUUGGACGCUAUUCAGGGGCACAGCUUGGUCAUGGAGGUUACAGGUCUCUUGGAUUAGGAGGUAGAGCCGGCCUGAAGCAAGGUGGAUAUGCAACCCCGGGUGCCUACGGUGCCAGUCUGGGUACAGGAAUGCCUUUAGGGACUGGACUUACAAAUGGACUGGGACUGGGACUGGGCCAGGGAGCAAAACGAGCUUAUGGUGCCGGUGUUGGUGCUCUCCCAGGUUAUGGAGCUUUAGCUGGCAUUGGCUAUCCUGGACCCCGACCAGGGACUGGACUUGGGUAUCGCACUGGACAGAAGGCUAAAGAACAAAAACCUGGUGUGUCGACAGCAAAUUUGGGUGGACCUGAGAUAGCCAGUCUUGGCCAAACUGCUCAAGAUCUGAAGAGAGAAAAAAGCAGUCAGUCAUAUGGACACAGGGCUGUUGGACUUGAAAUACCCAACACUGGGAGAAGCAACGUACUUGGUCCUGAAGCUGGCCAUAGAGAGGCCAAAAGCCUCGAUCCAAUGCUUAAAGCAUCAAGUCUUGGACCUCUGACACCUCUUGAUAAACAAAGGAAAAUUCUGGCCCAAGGAGGAGAAAGUUAUGAUCCCACGCUCUUAGAAAGAAGAGGUUCAGUAAACCACGGCUCCACACUUGCUGCCCGAGGUGUUAGACCACAACUACCUCUUAUUCAGGCUAAUGUCAGGACUCAGGGUUUAUCUCAGGUGCAGCACCCAGGAGAAUAUGAUUCAUUGAUCCAUCAGCAACGCCCAAAGUGUGGAUCAAGUAGAGAUUUGUCUGGUGUUUUAGGGAUCAAUCACCAUGAGCUUCUUGGUGCAGAAGCACAGCGGACUCCAGGCUUAGUGCCAAGGCCUCACGCUGGUAAAGAAAGCAAACAUCUGGGACAUGCACUUCAACAAGCACAAGGAGAGAGAAACUAUCAACCGCUGCUCCCACAAACUCAAGAUGUCAAAAGUGGUGUAUAUGCUCUAUCACAAGGUCAGGCAUCCAGAAGCAUUUUAUCUGCUGUAGCAGAUGGGCAGGCGGUCAGAGACCUCGGGCCCUCAGCUAAAGAAACGAAAGGUCCCAGAACUCAUGGGGCAAUCGCCGUGGAAAACCUCAGUCCUGGAUCCCUUAGUGUUCAUGUACAAGGAGCAAGGAGCCUGGGACCUGUGAGUACAAGAGGAACCCAAAAUGCAGGCAUCCCUUCACUGGGAAGGCAGGAAGGUGAAGGUGUAACCGUUGAUGGUCAGGAACAAAAACCCAUUUCUCAUACUGAACAUGAUGUCAUUAAGCCCAAAGCCCUCAACAUCCCAGGAGAGGCUGGGAGGAGUGACCAGGCAACAAGUUACAUCGGUGGAGCAGGAAACUAUCUGGGAGCAGGCCUGGGUCCUGGGGGUUAUGGAGCAGGUGUGGGACAGGGAGCAUACCUUGGUGCAACUGGCAAACUUGGAGGCUAUGGAGAGGGAGUAACAGGACACCUGGGUGCUUUGGCAGGCAAUGGCUAUGGUUAUGGGAAUGGAUACAGCGAUGGUUACGGGGCUGCCCUCAGUACAGGCGGCUAUACUGGGCAGGUCCAGGGAGCUUAUGGAGCACUAGGUACAGGCCUGGAUUCAACUGGCGGCAAAUAUGUAGGAGGAGCUGCUCAGGUUCCUUAUGCUAGUGCUCCAGUGAUCCCAACUGGACUGGAGGGUGAUGGUGGCUACCCAUAUCCUGCUCAGCCGCUGGCCCUUGGUGCAGAAGGUGCCAAAACCGCCAACAAGCUUGUGGCUGCUGCAGGCUAUGGAGCUCAGCAAACUGGUUUUGGUGCACAGCUAGGAGCAACUCAAGAUGCUCUAGCUGGUCAACCAGGCAAAUUUGGAGGAGUUGAUGGCGCCCUUGACAGCGGAUACAAAGGCUAAUUCAACUGACCUGACAUUCUUCAUGUGGAUCAGUUCCAUAAUGUGUCCAGUGUUAUGUGUUUUUAAGGCUUUUUGUGUGUUUCACUCCAGUUUAUCCUGUUGUGUUGUCUGUUUAUCUUUUG